This is a messenger RNA of Charadrius vociferus (killdeer), 1197 nucleotides long. RefSeq names its product alpha-tectorin-like. Gene Ontology annotation, biological process: cell-matrix adhesion. Lineage: Eukaryota; Metazoa; Chordata; Aves; Charadriiformes; Charadriidae. The transcript is spliced from 8 exons. The annotation marks the transcript as partial. The record is from RefSeq and is a predicted model, not a curated record.
AUGACACCCUCCAUCCUUUGCCUCCUCCUGACCUUGGACCUGGCCAGACUGGUGAAGUGGGUCCACACCAACCUCAUGAAGAUCUACCAGGUCAAGUGGGAGGUCCUUCCCCCCCAGACCUGGCCAGACUGGAAGUUCUACCACGUCAAGUGCGAGGUCCUGUGGGUGGGCGGGGGCCAUCCCAAACCCAAAUCCACGUUGGGUGGAGAACGGCUGGAGAACAGCCCAGAGGAGAAGGACUUGGGGGUUCUCAGUAGGGGAGAAGCUCAAUCGGAUCUUCUCUACCCCUACGGUCCGGACCAGCGGGAUCAGAAGAACCCCAAACUUGAUGACGGGACAUCGAAGCAGCUCUCCUUGGCCGUGCCCUUCACCUUCUACGGCAAAGAGUACCGAACCCUUUACGUCAACAACAACGGCGUCAUCUCCUUUGACACCCGGGUCAGCCAGUACACCCCCGACCCCUUCCCCCUGGCUGAUGGACGCCCCUUCGUGGCUCCGUACUGGGCGGACGUGGACAACGUGCUGGGAGGGGAUGUCUUCUACCGCGAGACCACCGACCCCGCCCUGCUGGCGCGCGUCACCAAGGACAUCAACCAAUACUUCCCCACGAUCCCCUUCAGCGCCACGUGGGCUUUCGUGGCCACCUGGGACCACGUGGCCUACUAUGGCUCUACCACCAAUAAGGGCAACACCUUCCAAGCCAUCCUGACCACCGACGCCAAGACGUCCUUCGUCAUCCUCAACUAUUGGGACAUCCAGUGGACCACGGGGGCGGCGAGCGACGGCGACGCCGAAACAGGUCUUGGAGGCACUCCAGCCCACGCGGGUUUCAACAGCGGAGAUGACACCAACUUCUACAACAUCCCCGGUUCCCAAACCGAAGCCAUCAUCAACAUCACCGCCACCUCCAACGUCAACGUUCCGGGUCGUUGGGUCUUCCAGUUGGAUGACUUUAAGGUGACGGGUGUCCCCACCGAUGUCCCCAAGGUGAAGGAAGACGUUCGGGGCAGAGGGACCGUCACCGCUGUCACCGGCGUCGUCCCCGUUGUCCCCAUCGUCCCCGUCGCCACCGUUCUCCCCGUUGUCCCCAUCGAGCCUGUUGUCCCCACCAUCCAUGGAGUCCCCAUUGUCCCCAUUAUCCCCAUCGCCCCCAUCAUCCCCUUCGUCCCCAUCGUCCCCAUUGUCCCCACAUCCCUG